Juglans microcarpa x Juglans regia is the source of this 2128-nucleotide messenger RNA. Its product is annotated as SEC1 family transport protein SLY1-like. Gene Ontology annotation, biological process: endoplasmic reticulum to Golgi vesicle-mediated transport; intracellular protein transport. Gene Ontology annotation, cellular component: Golgi membrane; cytosol. Lineage: Eukaryota; Viridiplantae; Streptophyta; Magnoliopsida; Fagales; Juglandaceae. The transcript is spliced from 2 exons. The coding region runs from base 112 to 1953 and encodes 613 amino acids. Gene Ontology annotation, molecular function: syntaxin binding. The record is from RefSeq and is a predicted model, not a curated record.
UCUGCAUCGACCCCUCUACGGUUGGAUCCGAGGUUCUGAGAGAGAGCUCAGAAUCAUUUUUACUUUGCACAAGAAAGCUGAAAUCACUCACUUGGAACAGAUUCCGCGGCCAUGGCUCUCAAUCUUCGCCAAAAGCAGACAGAAUGCAUUGCUCGAAUGCUGAAUCUGAACCAACCCGUGAACGCAACGGGUACAGCAAAUGAAGACGUUUACAAGAUCUUAAUCUAUGAUAAGUUUUGCCAGAACAUUCUCUCCCCAUUGAUCCACGUCAAGGACCUUCGAAAACACGGUGUCACUCUCUACUUUCUAAUUGAGAAGGAUCGGAAGCCUGUCCAUGGCGUGCCCGCUGUGUAUUUUGUCCAACCCAAUCAAGCCAACAUUCAGCGGAUCGUUGUUGACGCGUCCCGGUCACUCUAUGAUAGUUUCCACAUCAAUUCCUCUUCCUCUAUUCCCCGCCCGCUACUUGAAGAUCUUGCAUCGGGGACUUUGAAUUCAGAUUCGAUUAAUCGGAUUUCAAAGGUGCAUGAUCAGUAUUUGGAGUUUGUGACAUUGGAGGAUAGCUUGUUUUCGUUGGCCCAGAAGUCCAGUUAUGUGCAAUUGAAUGAUCCCUCGGCUGGAGAUCGUGAGAUUGAGGAGAUAGUGGAGAGGAUUGUUACUGGGUUAUUCUGUGUCUUGGCUACACUAUCUGUGGUCCCAAUAAUUAGAUGCCCACGGGGUGGGCCAGCUGAGAUGGUUGCUUCUGCAUUGGAUCAGAGAUUGAGAGACCAUUUGUUGUCGAAGAGCAAUUUGUUUACAGAAGGUGGGAGUUUCAUGAGCUCUUUCCAGCGGCCCAUUUUGUGUAUAUUUGAUAGGAAUUUUGAAUUGUCAGUUGGGAUACAACAUGAUUUUAGGUACCGGCCUCUUGUUCAUGACAUUCUUGGAUUGAGGCUCAAUAGGUUGAGUGUGCAAGGUGAAAAGGGUGGGAUGAGGUCGUAUGAGUUGGAUAGCUCAGACCCCUUUUGGGUGGAAAAUGGGUCAUUGGAGUUUCCUGAAGUUGCGGUGGAGAUCGAGUCGCAAUUGAAUAAGUAUAAGAAGGAUGUUGAUGAGGUGAAUAAAAGGACCGGUGGGACUGAUGGGGCUGAGUUUGAUGGGACAGACUUAAUGGGCAACACAAAGCAUUUGAUGAAUGCAGUGAGCUCACUGCCUGAGUUGACAGAGAGGAAGCAGGUUAUAGAUAAGCACACCAAUAUUGCGACUGUUUUGUUGGGUGAGAUCAAGGAGAGGUCUCUUGAUUCUUAUGCGAAAAAGGAGAAUGACAUGCUGAUCAGGGGAAGCAUUGAUCGGAAUGAGCUCCUUGGUGUGCUCAGAGGGAAAGGGACAAAUAUAGAUAAGCUGCGGUUCGCUAUCAUGUAUCUGAUCUCUUCAGAAAGCAUUAAUCAGUCAGAUGUGGAAUCAGUGGAAGCUGCACUCAAAGAGUCUGAGGUUGAUACCAGUGCAUUUCAGUAUGUGAAAAAGCUGAAGUCGUUGAAUGCCUCAGUGGCAUCAGCAAAUUCAGCCAGUAGAAAUAACAUUGUUGACUGGGCCGAGAAAUUCUAUGCUGUGACAGCAGGUGUGAAGAAUCUGUUAUCAAGUGAUAGGCAACUGGCAUUGACAAGGACAGUGGAGCUCUUGAUGGAAGGGAAGCCGAACCCUGAAAUUGAUAGUUACCUUGUAUUUGAUCCUCGUGCUCCGAAGUCAAAUUCCAGUGGCAAUCAUUUGAGAGGACCUUUUAAGGAAGCAAUUGUGUUCAUGAUUGGUGGCGGUAAUUAUGUUGAGUAUGGGAGCUUGCAAGAGCUUGCACAGCGUCAGCAGCCUGUCAAACAUGUUAUAUAUGGAGCAACAGAAAUUCUCACGGGUGUGGAGUUUGUUGAGCAGCUUACACAGUUGGGACAUAAGAUGGGAUUCGGAAGUACUGCUACUGCUUCAGUUAGUUGAUAUGUAUGUGUUGUAACUGCUGUUUGAAUAUUGUUGUCUGGCACUUUAUACAUGGCAGAGGAGGCAGUGUGGGAAGUUAGGGACAUGAUAUGGCCAAUUGAAUAUAGAUUUGAAUAUCGAAUUCAUGUGGCUUUUGAUCUUUCAUAAAUUCAUCAUAAUGAGUAGAUUUUCACAA